GUGAACAUGAAGACACAUUUCUUAAUCUGCAGUUCAGUCUAUAGAAAAUCGGUUGUGUCGCUUUAAACAGAUCAUAAUAAUUUCAAAACAAUGUCGGGAGUUUUGAAGCAAUUUCUAGCAACCAUUACAUGUAAUUUACUCGCUUUUGCGUACGGUAGUGUGUGUACAUGGGCUUCAGCAAAUUCAGCGACAUUGGAAUCAGAUGAAAAAACUCCAUUACCAUCGGGAAAAUUAGAUAUAUCAGAAAUCUCUUUAGUUACCAGCAUUCCCUGUUUUGGAGCGAUAUUUGCGACUUUGAUUUAUUCCUUAUCUAUUGACCGAUUUAGCCGAAAACUUCUCUUGGUUUCCAUCGCCAUUCCUCAAAUUUUGUCAUGGCUGAUAAUAUUGUUUGCGGCAAAUGCAUAUCAUUUGUAUGUGGCGCGAUUCAUAUGUGGCUACGCUGGCGGCGCAUCUCUUGUUGUGAUUCCGAUUUUUGUUUCCGAAAUCGCCGAGGAUAAAGUGAGAGGCACCUUGGCUUCAAUGCUGAUUUUAUCUUGUAAUGCCGGUUGUUUGUUUGGUUUCGUUGUUCCAAUCUAUUUUAAUUACAUUGAACAAAUCAAAAUCAAUAUGAUGUUGCCGACGUUGUUUUUGGUAUUAUUUUACUUCUUCCCUGAAACACCAGAAUACCUAUUGAAGCGUAACCAAAAGACUUUGGCUGAAAAAUCGACAAACUUUUACAGAGGCCUAAAAAAUCCACCAUCCUACGAAAUGAAACAAAUCAAUGAACAGGAAAAGACUUAUGAAAAAAUCGAACAAGAAAGCACAAGCAUAUCCUUUUCUGAUUUUUGUACACCGGCGGCGAAAAAAGCAAUUAAAAUUGCUAUGGUUAUAGGAGCAUUAAAUCAGUUUUGCGGUGCGUUUUCCAUGUUGAAUUAUGCCAACGACAUUUUCAAAAAAGCGGGAUCGACUUUGAGUCCAGAAAAAGCAUCAGUCAUUGUUUGCAUUGUACAAUUGACGGCAAAUUUUCUCGCGAUGGCGCUUGUAGAUCGGGCAGGCCGUAAAUUAUUGAUGACAAUUUCAGCGUUUGGAACCGCUUUUGGCUUAAUCUCUAUGGGCCUGUACGAUUUGUAUAAAGAUAAUUUAUCUGAAUAUAGAUGGAUUCCAAUUGCGUCAUUCUCAACGAUCAUUCUUAUCGCUUCCAUGGGCAUGCUGCCAUUAACAUACGUCAUCUUGAGUGAAAUUAUGCCAAAGAAGAUCAAAAACAUGGUCAUACUGUUGGCCUUGGAGAUCAUGUGGUUCUUGGCGUUUAUUCUUGUCUCAUUUUAUCCAACGUUGACGGAUACGAUUGGAACAUAUAACUGUAUGUUUAUGUUUGCAACAUGCUGCAUUCUUGGUGGCAUAUUUUAUUUGAUAGUUCUACCAGAAACCAAAGGAAAGUCAUAUGAAGAAAUUAUGCAAUUGCUGGCCAAGUAGAGUUUUUUUAGGUAGUUAGAAAUGUGGAAAAAAUAUAACAUAAUUCACGUAUUUUAAUUUAUAUUU
Molecule: messenger RNA, 1518 nt
Organism: Contarinia nasturtii (swede midge)
Lineage: Eukaryota; Metazoa; Arthropoda; Insecta; Diptera; Cecidomyiidae
Product: facilitated trehalose transporter Tret1-like
Exons: 11
Coding region: 91-1452 (453 amino acids)
Biological process (GO): transmembrane transport
Cellular component (GO): membrane
Molecular function (GO): transmembrane transporter activity
Source: RefSeq, a predicted model, not a curated record